CAGAUAAGACAUUCCAUCUUUCUAUAAAUCUUACCCUUUUAUCCUUCGCCACCCUCGCUACUUCACCACCUUUUGCUGCACUCACUCCAAUCUUCACAAGCAUUGUUCAUUCUUGAGCAUUCUGAGUGAGAGGAGAGAGAGAGAGAGAGAGAGAGAGAGAGAGAGAGAGAUAAUGGAGGGUAAAGAAGAAGAUGUGAAGCUUGGAGCCAACAAGUACUCUGAGAGGCAACCCAUUGGGACGGCUGCUCAGACAGACAAGGACUACAAGGAGCCACCACCAGCACCACUCUUUGAGCCUGGAGAGCUCCAGUCAUGGUCCUUCUACAGGGCUGGGAUUGCAGAGUUUGUGGCCACCUUCUUGUUCCUCUAUAUCACCAUCUUGACUGUGAUGGGUGUGUCUCAGAGCAAGACCAAGUGUGCCAGUGUGGGCAUUCAGGGCAUUGCUUGGGCCUUCGGUGGCAUGAUCUUUGCCCUCGUGUACUGCACUGCUGGUAUCUCAGGUGGACACAUUAACCCGGCAGUGACCUUUGGCCUGUUCUUGGCAAGGAAGUUGUCCCUCACUAGGGCAGUGUUCUACAUCAUCAUGCAGUGCCUUGGUGCUAUCUGUGGAGCUGGUGUGGUCAAGGGCUUGCAAGGCGACUCCAGGUAUGAGCUGCUCGGAGGUGGAGCCAACUCUGUGAGCCAUGGGUACACCAAGGGUGAUGGCCUUGGUGCUGAGAUUAUCGGCACGUUUGUGCUUGUUUACACCGUCUUCUCUGCCACCGAUGCCAAGAGAAAUGCCAGAGACUCCCAUGUUCCUAUUUUGGCUCCUCUUCCCAUCGGCUUCGCAGUGUUCUUGGUUCAUUUGGCAACCAUCCCCAUCACAGGAACCAGCAUCAACCCCGCCAGGAGCCUUGGAGCUGCCAUCAUCUACAACAAGGGCCAUGCAUGGGAUGAUCAGUGGAUCUUUUGGGUUGGACCCUUCAUUGGAGCUGCACUAGCUGCAGUGUACCACCAGCUAAUCAUCAGGGCCAUCCCUUUCAAGGCCAGGGCCUAGAGAGUCUCCUCUUCUUCUCCUCUUAAUUUUGAAUCGAAACAUCUCUUCAUCAUUCCAUCCUCUUUUCCCACUUCUUGGCUUUUAUCUGGUUGGUCUUUAAGGUGUGGAACCUAUGGUGUAAAUUAUGGACCUACUUUCAUAUUCCUGUUUGUGACAGAUUAUGAAUGGAUUAUUAUUAUUUUAUCUUAUAAA
Molecule: messenger RNA, 1228 nt
Organism: Syzygium oleosum
Lineage: Eukaryota; Viridiplantae; Streptophyta; Magnoliopsida; Myrtales; Myrtaceae
Product: aquaporin PIP1-3
Exons: 4
Coding region: 173-1036 (287 amino acids)
Biological process (GO): transmembrane transport; response to water deprivation
Cellular component (GO): plasmodesma; vacuole; plasma membrane
Molecular function (GO): water channel activity
Source: RefSeq, a predicted model, not a curated record